Oxyura jamaicensis (ruddy duck) is the source of this 966-nucleotide messenger RNA. It is a transcript of the gene PNRC1, whose product is annotated as proline rich nuclear receptor coactivator 1. Lineage: Eukaryota; Metazoa; Chordata; Aves; Anseriformes; Anatidae. Bases 35 to 886 code for a protein of 283 amino acids. The transcript has 2 exons. The record is from RefSeq and is a predicted model, not a curated record. Gene Ontology annotation, biological process: nuclear-transcribed mRNA catabolic process, nonsense-mediated decay. Gene Ontology annotation, cellular component: nucleus; P-body.
UCCCCUCCACAGCUCCGGGUCCCCACGUCCCACCAUGGUCACCACCACGGCGCCGCCGCCCUUCUUGGCUCGCAUCUCGUCGGGCGCCGAAGACCCCCGGCGGUUGCCCUCCGGCCUCCUGCAGCGCCUCAGGCGAGGGGACAGCAACUGUGAGAACCAGCCCGGCUGCUGCCUGGCCGCCGCGGGGGGCGGCGCGCGGCCCGCGCUCAAGAGAGUGAGGCGGAGGAAGGGCAAGAUCCGGCCGGGCCCCGCGGGGCUCCUGCCGAGCCGUUACCAGCAGUACCAGCAGCACCGCGCCGGCCUGGGCAGGAGGACGCCGCUGGCCGCCUACGGCCCGGGGGAGCUGCGCGCUCCCCCAGCUCCAGGUAUGGUUACAACUCCUCCGGAGGAGCCCCCUGCGGCCGCCCCUUCGAGACCGGCGCCCGGCAGACCCCUGAGGAAGGAGGUCUUGAAGAACAAGAUGGGAAAGCCUGAGAAGGCUGCCGCCCCCCACAGCCAGCCCGUUCACGGUUUCCAUCUGUGUGAGCAACCAAAGAUUAACAGGCAGAAGGGCAAAUGUAACGUGCCGCUGACCAAGAUCACCUCCGCGAAAAAGAUAGAGAACUUUUGGCAAGAUUCUGUAUCGACAGAAGUAAUUCCGAAGCAGGAGAAAAAGCCACUUAAAAACACAGAGAACUUCAGAAACGCCAAGUCCAAGAAACCUGUCACCCUAACAGAAGCGAACCAAAAAGAAAAUUAUGCUGGGGCAAAAUUUAGCGACCCGCCGUCACCUAGUGUCCUUCCAAAGCCUCCCAGCCACUGGGUGGGUGGCACAGCUGAACUUUCUGACCAAAACAGGGAGUUGAUGGCAGUCCAUUUGAAAACUCUCCUAAAAGUUCAAGCGUAGUUUCCAAGAUCUCUGAAUGGCUGCAAAGAAAAGUCCAUCCAGGAAACUUACACAUGCCUUGUUGCAAAGAAAAAAAAAAA